AUGUCUUCCGCGCGGUCCCGCGUCGCGCUCGAGAGCCUCCCCAACGAGCUGCUGCUGCAGGUGCUGAUCGACGCCCCCGACGCCGUGCUCAGCCUGCGCCAGGUCAACCGCCGCUUCGCCGACCUGGUCGUCUCGCACGAGAAGCUGAUUGCCGACCGCAUCUUCCAGCGCACCCGCUGCGGCCGCGCUGCCGCCGACCGCUGGAGCCUGUCGCCCGACUCGUACCGCCGCGCCCGCAACUGGCGCCACAACGCCAUCUUCUACCGCAAGUUCUGGCGCGUCUUCGGCAACAAGAAGAUCUACAGCGACUGCUACUUCUGCACAAACUCGGGCUUCCCCUUCCUCGACACCGACCGCUUCGACUCGCUGAUGAAGUCGCCCCUGGCCCUGGCCUACAUCUUUCACGCCCUGAGUGCCUGCACCGAGGACGACCCCAAGUGGUACCUCGCCUCCGUCCGCGAGUCCCACAAAUGA
Diplodia corticola is the source of this 474-nucleotide messenger RNA. RefSeq names its product f-box domain-containing protein. The record is from RefSeq and is a predicted model, not a curated record. The transcript has a single exon. Gene Ontology annotation, molecular function: protein binding. Bases 1 to 474 code for a protein of 157 amino acids. NCBI's taxonomy places the organism in Eukaryota, Fungi, Ascomycota, Dothideomycetes, Botryosphaeriales, Botryosphaeriaceae.